Rhinichthys klamathensis goyatoka is the source of this 692-nucleotide messenger RNA. RefSeq names its product mitochondrial ribosomal protein S6 (gene mrps6). Gene Ontology annotation, molecular function: structural constituent of ribosome; small ribosomal subunit rRNA binding. NCBI's taxonomy places the organism in Eukaryota, Metazoa, Chordata, Actinopteri, Cypriniformes, Leuciscidae. The transcript is spliced from 2 exons. Gene Ontology annotation, biological process: translation. Bases 83 to 445 code for a protein of 120 amino acids. Gene Ontology annotation, cellular component: mitochondrial small ribosomal subunit; ribosome. The record is from RefSeq and is a predicted model, not a curated record.
GGCUCUGACUGUGUGUGACAUAUUUCCACCGAGAGAGAUAUUUGUCUUUUAGAUAACCUCUCUAUUCCCUCAGCACCGGGAGAUGCCGCGUUAUGAGCUGUCCGUGAUCCUGAAGGCGAUGCGGAGGCCGGAGACCGCGGCGGUGUUGCGGCGCACGGUGGAGACGCUGUUCGAGCGCGGCGCGGUGGUGCGGGGUCUGGAGAACCUCGGGGAACGCAGGCUGCCUUACAACAUCUCCAAACACAACUGUCUCCACACGCACGGAGGAUACUUCUCCGUGGACUUCCACGCCUCGCCGAAGAUCCUCAGCGGGCUGUUAGAUCACCUCGAACGAGACAUUGACGUGCUGCGUCCGACUGUUCUCAAGAAAGACGUCGAGGUUUCCGAGGCGCAGUGCUGUGGCCUACAGAACGAGAAAGCAAAGAGUAACGUUACAUCCCGUUAAAUGACUGUGAAGAUCACCUCAUCUGCUGGAUUAUGUGAACGGACAAGACAAGCUAGUAAAUGCCAGCAGCCUUUUUAUGGUUUUGCAGCAGUGCAUUUACUUCAGCUAAUGGUGUGUAUUUCUGCAAAGAACUCUGUACAUAUGAUCUUUUUGCAGGAUCAGUGUUGUUUUUGGCGUAUUUAAUUUUAGUAUGACAGAAUCUGCUUUAAUAAUUACAUGCUCAGAAAUAAAUAAUUUGAAAUUCUUU